Rhodamnia argentea is the source of this 1672-nucleotide messenger RNA. Its product is annotated as ribosomal protein S4, mitochondrial. The coding region runs from base 154 to 1227 and encodes 357 amino acids. Gene Ontology annotation, biological process: positive regulation of translational fidelity. The transcript has a single exon. Gene Ontology annotation, cellular component: small ribosomal subunit. Gene Ontology annotation, molecular function: rRNA binding; structural constituent of ribosome. NCBI's taxonomy places the organism in Eukaryota, Viridiplantae, Streptophyta, Magnoliopsida, Myrtales, Myrtaceae. The record is from RefSeq and is a predicted model, not a curated record.
GGAAAGGGAAGUGCGCUCUUGCGCACCAGCUGAAGGAAGGAGCUUUGGAAGCUUACCAACAACCUAUCAACUCCUAACAAGUUGCUGGAUCGAAGUAGGACAUUCUCCAUCCGCCCGCCAGCAGCAGAGGGGGUUCGAUUCCCGUUAUACGCGAUGUGGCGAAAAAGACUGAUUCAACAAUACAUCAUGCCUGCAUUAAGAUUUAAAACUUGUCGUCUACUUUCAGGAAAUGUUCGGAAGAGAGAACUUACAAUAAUACAACGCCGCAUUCUCCGAAGAUUGAGGAAGAAGAACAGAUCUAUUAAGAGAAAGAUUUCUUCGAGAGAAAAUCUUAACAGUUACAUCCAAUUACAAACUACACGAAAGUUGUCCCUUUUUUAUGGGGAUUUACCCAUCACAGAGAUGCACAGAGGAACAGAACAAACUUCAUAUAUCCCUUUUCCACUCAAUCCAGAAACAAGAUCGGACGUUAUUCCGGUUCGUCUCCAUUUUCGUGAAACUAUUCCUCAAGCAAGGCAGCCGAUAAGUCAUCGAAGGCUUUGUGUGAAUAAUGGAAUGGUAAGCAUUACUCAUUUGAAAGUGUCCCACGGUGAUCUAAUAUCUUUUCAAGAAAAUGACGCGAGAAUCCGCGGUGAAGAAAUAAGGAGAUCUUUCUAUAUCGAAAUAUCAGUUGAUAAAAUCAUAGGAAAAUUCCUGCCGGUAAGAAUGUGGAGAAGAACGAAAACAGAAUGGUUCCACCUACUCAAAACUAAGAGGGGAUGCCACCUACUACUAAAAUCCCGGUUUUUGAAACAGUUGCGUUCUUCUAUGCAAGAAGAAGACUUAGAAAGAACAAAGAAGUUUGGAUCCGAAAAAGUAUGCUUAGGCAGUUCCUUCGCUGAGCACAACAGAAUGAAGAGGAAUUUGUAUCAUUUCAAAUCCCUAUUCUUUUCGAAGAGAAGGAAGGAGAAAAACCGAUAUCUUCCUACUCGAAGAAGAAGUACUUUAGUUUACAACUCUUCUUUAUAUAGUAAUUCGACCUAUUGCUCCGCAGCCCCCCAUCAGUUGACUAUGAAGAGAAGAAUCAAAAGGAUCGAACUACCUACUCAUUAUUCGGAGGUGAAUCAUAGAACACCAAAAGCUGUGGUAUCUUAUGGACCUAACAUAGGUCACAUCCCUCACGACAUAAGAUUGAAAGAUCCAAACCUUCCUCUUCGGAGCGGAAACGGACGUGGCCAAAACAUAUAAAGAUCGGCGUAGUCGCUCAUAGGGACAAAUCUAUCCGGAUAGAGGAUGUCUAGAUCGAUUUAUAGAUAGAUUUCUAUCCAUAUAGAUAGGUAUCUCCGUGGAUAGAGAAAAAAAUAGGGAUCCAUCUAGAUCUUGAUUCAAAAUUUCAUUCCAUUUUUAUUUUUACGACAAGUUUGAAAUCUGCAAGGAAACAUCGUUUUUCUUUUAUUACUUUCUGGGUCGGAGCGUAGACGAGCGAGCAGAGCCCAGUAAAGAGGGAAGCCCGUGAUAGAGCAGUCGACUAGAAGUAAAAGACUGCUGGCCUGAGAGAAGGCGGCCUCUCUCGGCAAAGAUGGCCCCAUUUCUAUUCUUUCUUUUUGAUUUCGGCUUUCUUUCUUUUUUCAGGGGCCCAGAACGCUAAAAGGUGGGGGAGAAGCAAGCCGAACCUCUGAUCGACCGAGACACA